GCAGCACGGCUGGAAGCAGGCUCACGGGAACGCGCACUAGUCUCGUUAGAGUCGUCCGGAGAGGGUGUGAUAACGAGCUGUUGAGAUUUUACCGUUUUCCACUGGACAUUUGGACAAGUCGCUGGACAUCUGAGGUCAGCAUGCGCGAGAUCGUGCACCUGCAGGCGGGCCAGUGCGGGAAUCAGAUCGGAGCGAAGUUCUGGGAGGUGAUCAGUGAUGAACACGGUAUUGACCCCACUGGCAGCUACCAUGGAGACAGUGACCUGCAGCUGGAUCGCAUCAGCGUUUACUACAAUGAAGCCUCUGGGGGAAAGUAUGUCCCUCGCGCCAUCCUUGUGGAUCUAGAGCCAGGAACCAUGGACUCUGUCCGCUCUGGUCCUUUUGGGCAGAUAUUCAGACCUGACAACUUUGUUUUUGGUCAGAGUGGAGCUGGAAAUAAUUGGGCUAAGGGUCACUACACAGAGGGUGCUGAACUGGUGGACUCGGUGAUGGAUGUGGUCCGCAAGGAAGCUGAGAGCUGUGACUGUCUGCAGGGCUUUCAGCUCACGCAUUCACUGGGAGGAGGAACAGGCUCAGGCAUGGGAACGCUCCUCAUUAGCAAGAUCCGCGAGGAGUAUCCCGACCGCAUCAUGAACACCUUCAGUGUGGUGCCGUCUCCCAAAGUGUCGGACACGGUGGUGGAGCCCUACAACGCCACGUUGUCCGUUCACCAGCUGGUGGAGAACACGGAUGAGACCUACUGCAUUGACAACGAGGCCCUGUACGACAUCUGCUUCCGUACUCUCAAGCUCACCACACCCACGUAUGGCGACCUCAACCACCUCGUCUCGGCCACCAUGAGCGGCGUCACCACCUGCCUGAGGUUCCCCGGACAGCUGAACGCCGAUCUUCGCAAACUGGCGGUCAACAUGGUGCCCUUCCCUCGUCUGCACUUCUUCAUGCCUGGCUUUGCUCCUCUCACCAGCAGGGGGAGUCAGCAGUAUCGCGUGCUCUCCGUCCCAGAGCUCACCCAGCAGAUGUUCGACGCUAAGAACAUGAUGGCUGCAUGCGACCCGCGCCACGGCCGCUACCUAACUGUGGCCGCCGUUUUCCGUGGUCGCAUGUCAAUGAAGGAGGUGGACGAGCAGAUGCUGAACGUGCAGAACAAGAACAGCAGCUAUUUCGUGGAGUGGAUCCCCAACAACGUCAAGACCGCCGUCUGCGACAUUCCACCUCGUGGUCUCAAAAUGUCUGCCACAUUCAUCGGCAACAGCACUGCCAUCCAGGAGCUGUUCAAACGCAUUUCGGAGCAAUUCACCGCCAUGUUUCGCCGCAAGGCCUUCCUGCACUGGUACACCGGCGAGGGCAUGGAUGAGAUGGAGUUCACAGAGGCAGAGAGCAACAUGAACGACCUGGUGUCCGAGUAUCAGCAGUACCAGGAUGCUACUGCAGAGGAGGGAGAAUUUGAGGAGGAGGGUGAAGAGGAGGCCGCCUGAUCAUCAUCUCUUCCACCUUAGCUUCCUCCCUCCAUUUUUUGAAUCAUAUGCCACAUCAUCUCAGUCCAGUGCUGUUAAACAGAGAAAGUCCACUCAAACUCCUGUGUGAUUCUCAUUUUAGUUGUCUCAUUUGCUUAAAAUCACAAUGGAUUUACUGAAUAAACACAUGACAAAUCUUCGUUCUAUAUGACUUUAUGAACAAACGUUCUUGAAAUAAAUUUAACUGAACGUCAGUAUUGUUUUAUUAUUAGUGGUGAAGUAUUAAUUAUUUCUAGCUGUCUAACAGCGCUUACCCAAACAUUUGAAAUGGUCAAUCAAAUUUAAAAAGGCAGGCUUGACAUUUCACAGAAGAAUUGUAGCGCAAGGCUUCAAAUUAACCUUUAACGUUCAGAGAGUACCAGUUAAGAAGUAGCUGAACAUGUAGGCUAAUAUUUAACAAUGCAUUUUUUACAACAGAAAUGUUAAACAAGUGACAGUAAUAGGCAAAAAAUGUAAUAUUUAACAAUGGUUUAAUGGCACAAAUGAUAAACAAGCGACAGUAAUAAUAAGAAAUGCAAAGUAUUCAAUCUUUUUGUCAAGUUCUGAUGAUUUGAAGUGAUUGAUUUGCAUAAUGUAAGUCAUAACUGAAUGACGAGACAAGAAACAGGAUCUUAUUCCCAAUAGAAAAGAUUCUUAUUUCCAAUUCCAUAUAAUAAAUAGACAAUUACAGUGACAAUUAUGAGAAUGUAAGAAAUUGUGAGACAUAAAGUCCUAAUAACAAAGUCAGAAUUAUCUUUUAUUUAUUUUUUACUCUGAUCAAAAUGAGCUUCCACAUCAAGUUGAUUAAUUCAAUUUAGAAUGUUCUUGGAAUAUCAUCUGGGCCUAACCAUUUUAAAUAAGACU
Messenger RNA from Carassius auratus (goldfish), 2357 nucleotides. Its product is annotated as tubulin beta-4B chain. Lineage: Eukaryota; Metazoa; Chordata; Actinopteri; Cypriniformes; Cyprinidae. Gene Ontology annotation, cellular component: microtubule. Bases 141 to 1475 code for a protein of 444 amino acids. Gene Ontology annotation, molecular function: GTP binding; GTPase activity; structural constituent of cytoskeleton. The record is from RefSeq and is a predicted model, not a curated record. The transcript is spliced from 4 exons. Gene Ontology annotation, biological process: microtubule-based process.